Molecule: messenger RNA, 621 nt
Organism: Monoraphidium neglectum
Lineage: Eukaryota; Viridiplantae; Chlorophyta; Chlorophyceae; Sphaeropleales; Selenastraceae
Exons: 6
Coding region: 1-621 (206 amino acids)
Biological process (GO): protein phosphorylation
Molecular function (GO): ATP binding; protein kinase activity
Source: RefSeq, a predicted model, not a curated record
AUGGCCAAGGUGGCCGACUUUGGCCUGAGCCACACCCUGAGCCCCACAGACACCCACAUCAGCGACAUGCACGCCGGCACGCUCACGCACAUGAGCCCAGAGCUGCUGGUGCGGGGGCGCGUCUCAAAGGCUUCCGACGUCUACGCAUACGGCAUCUUGCUGUGGGAGUUGGCCACCGGCGGCAAGGCGUUUGCGGGCAUGCCGCGCGCCCUCAUCGGCCACGAGGUCACCGCGAAGCGCAGGCGCCCCGCGUGGCCGGCCUCCCUGCGCCCCCCCUCGUCGCCCUUUGGCGUCGUGUCGGGUGAGAAUGCCGGGGCUGAGGGGCGCGUGAGGCGCGGCCUGGUGGACCUGGCAGAGCGCUGCUGGGCCCACGACCCACGACACAGGCCGGAGUUUGUUGAGGUGCUGGCCGCCCUGGUGGCCAUGAUGGGCCUGAUGGACCAGGAGCAGCCCUCUGGGGCCGCAGUGGAGUACGCCGGCGCCGGCCCCUCGGCGCCCGGCAGCGGGGCCGGCGCCGGCAGCAGCGGCGCCGGCGGCGCGAGGAGGGGUGCUCGCCUGGCCGGCAGCAGUGUGGGCCGUAUAGCCAGCGAGGUCAUGGGCUGGUUUGACAUGAGGCGCUAG